AUGGCGCUGCCGCAAGAGAUGAUGGCCACGGCCGCCACUGACCACGAUCAGGAGUAUCGUUCGGGUGAUUGCUGGGGCGCCGAAAGCGGUGUAAGUAGGGAACAAGCAAGAAGCAGACGGCGAACAGGAGGAGAAGGGGAGGGUACUUCAUCGAACAGCGUCGUGCUUGCGAAGCGGCGCACGCACAACGGAGAGCAAGCGAAUGACACGCGCGCAUUUGUCGCUGGACUCGCCGCCGCUAGAGCCGCAAGAAAGUCGUCCUGUUGGUCUCCGCGGCAUUUUAUGUCGGAGGGCUUUUUCGUCCUGUUGGUGACACUUCUACUACCGAGGCCAGUAGCCGGGGAGGCGGCAGAACUACACCCCUCAUGCUACAUAAAUUGGGAAGUAGACGAGGUAGAAGCCGAAGCUUGCGAUGGGGCAACGGAUGCCUGCUUUUGCUUUGCGUAUGUUCGUAUUCUGAAUGAGGUUGCCUUUUACUUUGUCCUUUUCACUCUUAUCAAAUACACGCUUUUAGGGACUCAGUGA
Amoebophrya sp. A120 is the source of this 525-nucleotide messenger RNA. Lineage: Eukaryota; Dinophyceae; Syndiniales; Amoebophryaceae. The record is from the annotation of a GenBank genome assembly.